CCUUUUAUGGAGUAAUGGCAGCAACAACCCGUUCUCUCUCACAGACCCCAGCGAAUCAUCCGCCUCAGCAGCAGCGAAAGCUAAAGACGCCGCAAUAAGAUCAUGCUCGAGUGCUGCACUAGCUUCGGUAAACGCGCCCUUUGCAUCCUUCCAAAGGCCUCUCAGUUUCCAAUCCUCCACCCCCAUAAACAUGGGUAGCUGUGUUUCUCGGUUUGUGUGAUUUUCCUGAUGAUUGGGUCUUCUCCUGCUCUCUUUGGAUUCUCCUUUCGCUUUCCCUCUCCAUCUCCCUCCCCCAAUUCCUUUCCAAUCCCAUUUCUGCCCCUCUUUCAUAUGUCCAGCAGUAGUCAGACACAGAGGAAUCCUCGCCUCGGGAAUUAUGAUGGUGGGAAAGAGACAAGGAUAAAAGGUGGUAGGAUUUUUAACAUUUUCAGCGGCAGCAGCAGCAACGGCUGUCUGACUCGUCCCCAAACGAGCGUAUAUAUAUAAGCAUACACGCUUCAUAUAUAAAAGCGCGAGAAAGCAAAACGCCACUCUUCUUUCUACUACACUCUCACCCAAGAUAGAGAGAGAGAGGGAGAGAGAGAGACAAAUGUCAUGGCUGUAGGAGGAGAAAUGAUGGUUAGCAUUGCACAACCUAUUUUCUUCUCUCUCUUUUGUCAGUAUCUAGUAACCAAACCACUAGCCCAUCUCUUCUUUGCCCUCGUUUCCUGACCACGUGGCUCGACCAAGACUCUAAUAACAGCUCAUCAUGGCUACUUGUAUUAGCUCCUUCUCUCCAAACUGAAUCCAUCUGCCGCUGUUGCUGCUGCUGCAAUGGCGCCCGUGUUGCGGUUUCGGAGGAUGUGUGUCGAGCCAGUCAAGUUCUCUUUAGGAGUUGGCGCAGAAGCUCUCAUUAACAGCAACAACAAAGACCAACAUCUCUCUUCUGCUGCUGCUGCUGCCGAUUUGAGUAGUAGAGAUGGGAAGAAGGAGAGGAGGAAGGCUGGUAAGGAAUGGAGGUGUGUUGAUUGGUGCUGUUGGAUGAUCGGCUGCACGUGCACUACCUGGUGGCUUCUCCUUCUCCUCUUCAACUCACUGCCUGCGUCCCUCCCGGGCUUCCCUUUGCCCGAACCGCCCGGUGUGAAGCUCAAGAGAGAAGGACUCAAGCCUCUCCAUCCUGUUGUUUUAAUUCCCGGGAUCGUCACUGGCGGUCUUGAGCUGUGGGAAGGCCGGCCUUGCGCUGAUGGCCUCUUCCGCAAGCGCCUCUGGGCUGGCAGCUUCACCGAAAUCUUCAAGAGGCCUCUGUGCUGGUUGGAGCACAUGUCCCUCGACAAUGAGACAGGGCUAGACCCUCCAGGGAUACGGGUUCGUGCCGUCCCUGGCCUGGUUGCAGCUGACUAUUUUGCUCCGGGGUACUUUGUUUGGGCAGUCCUCAUUGAGAAUUUGGCGCGCAUUGGCUACGAGGGGAAGAAUAUGCACAUGACCGCAUACGAUUGGAGGCUUUCUUUCCAGAAUACCGAGGUUCGCGACCAAUCUCUGAGUAGACUAAAGAGCAAGAUCGAACUCAUGGUCAAAACCAACAACAAUAAGAGGGUUGUAGUGGUGCCACAUUCCAUGGGGGUACUCUAUUUUCUCCAUUUCCUUAAAUGGGUUGAAGCACCACCUCCCAUUGGAGGUGGAGGGGGUCCAGGAUGGUGUGCCAAGCACAUCAAAGCAAUCAUGAACAUCGGGCCAACAUUUCUUGGUGUUCCUAAGGUUGUUAGUGGCAUAUUUUCAGCUGAAGCUAAAGAUGUCGCUUUUGCCAGGGCCAUGGCUCCUGGUGUGUUAGAUUAUGAUAUUCUUGGCCUACAAACUCUAGAGCAUGUAAUGCGUGUAGUUCGCACAUGGGACUCUAUCAUGUCUUUGUUGCCAAAAGGUGGAGAAGCAAUCUGGGGCAACUUGGAUUGGUCACCUGAAGAAGGUUACAAUUGUGACACUAUGAAGAAGCAUUUGAAGGGCUCUUUACGUGAAGAGUUUGGCCCAACCAACUCGAGUGAUGGAAAGCUAGGUUUUAGAGUAGAAGAGACUGUUCACUAUGGAAGGUUAAUCUCCUUCGGCAAGACUGCAUCUCAGUUGCCGUCUUCCGAGCUAUUGACUGUUAAUUACGAGGAACUCUCACAAGCUGGUGCUGCCCGUAAGACAAAGUCCUCAUGUGGAGAGAUCUGGACAGAAUAUGAUGAGAUCGACCGAGAAAGCAUCCGAGCAGUUGCUGAGAAAAAGGUUUACACAGCAAGAACCAUACUCGAUCUACUACGCUUUGUUGCCCCAAAGACGAUGCGGCGUGCUGAUGCUCAUUUUUCUCAUGGGAUAGCCGACAAUCUAGAUGAGCCAAAGUAUUCUCAUUACAAGUACUGGUCUAAUCCACUGGAGACCAAGUUGCCAGAUGCUCCAGAUAUGGAAAUUUACUCCUUAUAUGGGGUAGGUAUCCCGACAGAAAGGUCUUAUGUCUACAAACUCUCGCCUUCGGACAGGUGCAAGAGUAUCCCCUUCCGAAUUGAUAGCUCGGCUGAUGGGAGUGAUAGUGGGUGUUUGAAAAGCGGUGUAUACUUUGUAGAUGGGGAUGAAAGUGUCCCUGUUCUCAGUGCCGGGUUCAUGUGUGCCAAAGGGUGGCGUGGAAGAACCCGGUUUAACCCUUCCGGAAUGGCUACUUUUGUGAGGGAAUAUCGGCACAAGCCACCUGCCAAUCUUCUAGAAGGCCGUGGUUUGGAGAGUGGGGCUCAUGUUGACAUCAUGGGGAAUGUGGCAUUGAUUGAGGACAUCAUGCGGGUAGCAGCAGGUGCAACUGGAAUUGAGUUGGGUGGUGACCGGAUUUAUUCCGACAUCCUAAAGAUGUCAGAAAGGAUCAAAAUCCGGCUAUGAGUUGUAUCAUUGAGAUAAUUUUCUAGAGUUCAUUUUCGUUUUUUCAAUGAUUUUUCCUACUUUCCAUAUACUGAUCAUAGAAGAAAUAGUUCCUAGAUUUGUUCA
Magnolia sinica is the source of this 2982-nucleotide messenger RNA. Its product is annotated as putative phospholipid:diacylglycerol acyltransferase 2. Gene Ontology annotation, cellular component: cytoplasm. Gene Ontology annotation, biological process: lipid metabolic process. The transcript is spliced from 6 exons. Lineage: Eukaryota; Viridiplantae; Streptophyta; Magnoliopsida; Magnoliales; Magnoliaceae. The record is from RefSeq and is a predicted model, not a curated record. The coding region runs from base 814 to 2877 and encodes 687 amino acids.